GCGAGUCGGUCUAAAGUUAACUCUGGUCAAUCGGCCACGGGCCACGGGCCACGGACCGCGGACCGCGGACCGCGGGUCAAGUUCGUUCGCGGAAAAUACCUCAAUUCGUAAACAUUUAUAACGAGCAUGUAUCUAUCAUUAAUGGUUGCAAUUGCAAUAUUAACUUUAAUUUUUAUCUUCAUUUCGUUACCUAAGUUCCAUUCGUUACUUUCGUCUUGCAUCACGCUUCAGCGGAUCCACAGAAACAACUCGAGCAGGACCUCCAACUUCCGCUCUUGUGAAUUUCAUGCAAAUUUUAACUCCAGCGAGGAAAGUUCAGGCGGCGCUGAAGUCGCUUCUCUACAUGCAAAUAUUUAGUUGUAUAAAUAUUUUCUCCAACUUUUCUUGAAAACCACAAUCAAAAUGGCUCUAAAACAUGUAGUCAUAGGUGGGGGUACCGGCUUUAUUGGAAGGCAGAUAAUUAAUUCGUUAACAGGCAAAGGUGUUUCGCAUACGUGUAUAUCUCGCAUGCCUGGACCUAAUCGAAUAUCAUGGCACGAUUUGGAAUGUUACGGUUUACCUGAAAACACGACCGCCGUAAUUAAUGUUGCUGGUCAAAAUGUACUUGAUCCGAAACAACGAUGGUCCGAAGGAUUUAAACAGAAUGUUAUAAACAGCCGUGUAAAGACGACAAAGUUGUUGGCCGAAGCUAUAAUAAAUACUAAAGCCGAUGCUUUUCUAACAAUUUCUGGAGUAGCUUAUUAUAAACCGAAUAACAUUGAAUACACAGAAGAAAGCAAAUGCGAAAAGUAUGAUUUCCUAUCAGAGCUCUGUCACGAUUGGGAAAGAGCUGCUCAGCUUCCAAAAGAUAGCGCUACCAGACAGGUAAUAAUUAGAUCCGGAGUUGUAUUAGGAAAAGAUGGCGGUAUGAUUAAACAAAUAUAUUUGCCAUUUUUUAUCGGUUUGGGUGGUCCUAUCGGUAAUGGCAAUCAGUACAUGCCUUGGAUACACGUAACCGAUCUUGUUAAUAUGUUUUUCUUUUCUCUUGACAACAAAAAUGUCCAAGGUAUAUUAAACGGUGUUGCUCCGGAGAUUAUAACCAAUAAAGAAUUUACUAAGGUGUUUGCGUCAACGAUGCGAAGACCUGCCGUUAUUCCUAUACCGCGCGUUGCAUUAAAUAUCCUUUUCAAUAAAGAACGUGCAAAAAUUAUGUUGGAAGGACAAAAAGUUGUACCAAAACGCGUCAAAGAGUUAGGCUUUCGCUACCAAUUUCCCGAUAUUCACUCUGCUUGUUCUGAAAUACUUGUUGGUAAAAGUAUUGGACGACAGCAAUGAAGAAACAGUUACAGUAAAAUAUGUUUAUAUAUUUUUUAUAUAAAAAAUACUGAUGUAUGUUUAAUUUACUAAUUUUCAGGAGUUACAAUUCCCUCAACUUACCACCAAUUAACAUAUUAGUGGUACAUAGCGUAUUUAUUUUCUAGAUAAUAAUAAUAAAAUAACAGAUUGAAACGCA
This is a messenger RNA of Osmia bicornis bicornis, 1492 nucleotides long. Its product is annotated as epimerase family protein SDR39U1. The record is from RefSeq and is a predicted model, not a curated record. NCBI's taxonomy places the organism in Eukaryota, Metazoa, Arthropoda, Insecta, Hymenoptera, Megachilidae. Bases 403 to 1314 code for a protein of 303 amino acids. The transcript is spliced from 7 exons.